Messenger RNA from Heterobasidion irregulare TC 32-1, 180 nucleotides. RefSeq lists its product as uncharacterized. Gene Ontology annotation, biological process: regulation of transcription by RNA polymerase II. The transcript has 2 exons. The annotation marks the transcript as partial. The record is from RefSeq and is a predicted model, not a curated record. NCBI's taxonomy places the organism in Eukaryota, Fungi, Basidiomycota, Agaricomycetes, Russulales, Bondarzewiaceae. Gene Ontology annotation, molecular function: RNA polymerase II cis-regulatory region sequence-specific DNA binding; DNA-binding transcription factor activity, RNA polymerase II-specific. Gene Ontology annotation, cellular component: PcG protein complex; transcription regulator complex.
GAUGGCGGAAAGCGCCACACUUGCCCCCAUUGCUCCAAGCGCUUCAACCGACCGAGCAGUCUGGGCAUCCAUGUGAACACCCACACCGGAGCAAAACCGUUCGUCUGCCCACACCCUGGAUGCGGCCGCGCAUUCAACGUGAACUCCAACAUGCGCCGUCACCACCGCAACCAUUCGUCA